ACGAAAAUUUAAUCAAGCUGAAAGAAACUCAUCCACAACUACAUGAAAGUAUGGAAAAAGGUCAUUUUGGCAUCCAAAGAACGGAUAAGUCCUUUUCUAGGCAACCAAUUGAUUUGACGCUGGAACAGACAAUCAACGCAGAUGCUGGAAGGAGAUUAACGGGUGUAAUUCAUUUCACAAAUUCUAUUUCUGCUCGUCAGCGUUGGUGCAAAAGCCAUGAGAUUCGAUCAACGAUAAUAUCUCAUACCUACAACAUUACUGGAUUACGAAAACAAACAGAUGUAACAGCAGAUUUGGAAAAUUAUAAUAUUAGAAGAGACUCGAAACACCUUCAAUCGUUUAUUGAUGCUUUCUCAAAGUUUGUAAACCCUUUUGAUGCAAGCAUCGACCAACUGCAUCUCUUCAAUAUUUCCAACGGAAAAGCAGCUACACAAGCAGUGCAAGAUUAUUUAAAUAAAAUUGAAGUGGAUGGUCAAAAAUUACGGGAACAAUUUAUUACAGAAUGCACUGAUUCACCUGAUAGGUUCGAAAAACCUAUUCCAAAAGUAAAAAUAAUGAAUUUUUCAAAUGAAAUUGUUAAAAAGACUUUCAAAAGUGGUAAUAAAGUUCAAGAAAUAAAAAUGCAACGUGACUUGUUUGGUAGACUGCUGGGUUUAUCUUUGGACUACAAGAUUGACAUGGAAAAAAUUUUGUGUUAUCCAGUAACCCCUCUUCCGAUGUCAAUGUGCCGUGUCGAUGGAAGUUUAUAUCAAACCGAUAAAUCUGCAAUUGUUAAAUGCUUUGAAAAACAACAAAAAUGCACCGAUGCACCAAGAACCUUAGAUGUAGUUAUCGUUGAUGGAUUUUUUUUGUUGCAUACAAUGCACGAUAUACCUGCAACAUUUGGCGGUAUUUCAAAAAAAAUAAUGAGCAUCUUGACAGCAUUUAAAGCUCCACGGGUAGAUAUUGUUUUCGAUCAAUAUUUCUCUCCAUCUAUAAAAGAUUAUGAACGGAUGCGAAGAAAUGAGCAGAGAACAAUUGAUUUCAAUAUCAUUGGUCCCAGCCAAACUAGACCAACAGACUUUAUGAAAGAAUUGAAAAAUAUUAAAUUUAAAGAGAGUUUUGUCCAGUUUUUAAUUGAUUAUUGGGCUACAGAUGAAAUGGCAACAUUUAUUGGUAACACAUUAAUAAAGUUGAAUUAUGAUUCGUGUUAUUCAUAUAUUGUGAAAAAUAAUGUUGUUGAAAUGACUAUUGAUGAGAAUCUGGCCUGUAAUAAUCACGAAGAAGCUGAUACUAAGAUAAUCCACCAUGUGUGUAAGCUCGAUACAUAUAGAAAGACGAACGUUCUUCUUAAAAGUUCGGAUACAGACGUACUGAUAAUCAUGCUAGGAAAUAUGGAUCAUCUUCAAAGCGAUGACCUUAACAUUUUUAUGGAGUAUGGCACUGGGAAGUCUGGCAAAAGGUACAUCAAUGUAACAAAAUUAUACAUGGAAUUAGGGCCAUCUUUAUGUGCAAGUUUACCUGGUUUUCAUGCAUUAACAGGAUGCGAUUAUAAUCCAUCAUUUUUCCAAAAAGGAAAAAUAAGGCCAUAUAAAAUAUUGAUAAAAAAUCAAAAUUAUCAAAAAGCUUUAACAGAUCUUGGAGUUGCACAUAUUACCGGAUCACGUGAAGAAAUUUUGCCAAUUUUGGAAGCAUUUAUUUGUGAAAUUUAUGGAUAUAAAAAUAUAUCAAAUAUAAAUGCAGCACGGUUUCAAAAAUUUUGUGUAACUUACAAAGCUAACACUGAAGAUGAACCUUUCAAAAAAACUUUAAAAAAUUGUGAUCCCUCUACUUUACCUCCGUGCAAAGCUGAAUUACAACAACAUCUUUUAAGAACGCAAUAUAUAACGAGUAUUUGGAGAAAUGCAUAUUUGCGAUUCCCCAGCAGUUUGACACCGAAUAGAAACGGAUGGACACUUCAUGAGGAUACGCUACAUUUCCACUGGUUCGACGGAGAUUGUAUGCCGCAAUCAGUAUUCGACGCUAUUGUUCAUGAAAACAAUAAACAAAAUAAUAUUGAAAAUGAUACUACAGGUGCGUAUAUAUAGUUUUUUUUUAUAACUGCUGUAUUUUAAUUACUAUGAUUUAUUUAAUCAAUCCAUAUAUAUUACUUUUCGCAGAUAAUGCAGGGGUAUCCGAAUUAGACACAGAUGAAUCUGAAGUUGAUUCUGAUAGCUCUGAUGAAGGAGCAUCUACAGAAGAAGAAUGACAAUUUCUUUCUGAUAUGACAGGGAAUUAAUUACAUUGAUAUUUGUAUACUCAUAAUAAUUCUGCAGCUGUAUUAUUAGUAUAUAAUUUUUCUAUUUCAAUAAAUCUGAUUUUGUAAUUUUAUAUUUUUGUAAUCAUUACUUUAUAAGAUCACCUGGCAGGUAGAAAGUCCCACCGAAAUGAUCUGUCUUUUUGAGAGUCUUAUUUUUUAGUUAUAAAUAAUACUCUAUUAAAAUUUCAAGUUGCCUCAAAUACAUUUUUUAUAUUUUUUUGCAAAAUAUUUUUGAACGCGCCUGGCAAUGUUAAAACCCCGACUGAAUCGUCUGGCUUAUUUUUUUUUAUAUUCUAUAAAUAUUAAACUACAACAUAUAAAAAUUGCAAAUUGCCUCAAGUAUAUUUUUGGAUAAAAAAAAAAAAUAUUUUUAAAAAUUUGGGGGUUGAUUUAGCCCCGCUACUCACCAGCCAGGUCUGCAGUUUCG
Messenger RNA from Spodoptera exigua (beet armyworm), 2705 nucleotides. The record is from the annotation of a GenBank genome assembly. Lineage: Eukaryota; Metazoa; Arthropoda; Insecta; Lepidoptera; Noctuidae.